ACUUUACAAAGUAAUGCAUCAACAAACUUUAACUGAUAUGGAAAUUGAUAAAUUUGAAGAUGAUGUAAAGCAAUGGAUUAAAGAUUUUACUCAACCUACAAUUGGAAAAUUAAAUUCAUCAAACCAAUAA
Molecule: messenger RNA, 130 nt
Organism: Racocetra persica
Lineage: Eukaryota; Fungi; Glomeromycota; Glomeromycetes; Diversisporales; Gigasporaceae
Source: the annotation of a GenBank genome assembly